GCUUCAAUUUUAUUUGUGUGGUUUUUCUGAUACACAUUAAAACGUCAUCACUUCGUGAUUCAGUUGUGUCUUUAAUCUUUCGCUGUACGGACACGGUGGCCAUUUCAGUGAAGCAGUGUAUCAAUAUGGUUGGCCGUGUGCUAGUCUAUGGUGGCAAAGGCGCUUUGGGCGCUGCCUGUGUUUCACACUUUAAAUCAAAUAACUACUGGGUGGGAAGUAUUGAUCUUAAUGUUAACGAAGACGCGGACGCCAGUAUCGUAUUACCCCGUGAUCUAGGUUGGGAGGAGCAGGAAGCUGAAGUUCUAACAAAAGUUGGUGACGCGUUGAAUGGACAGAAAUUGGAUGCUGUAAUUUGCGUGGCCGGUGGCUGGGCGGGUGGUAAUGCCGCCAAAGAUUUGGCUAAAAAUGCAAACUUAAUGUGGCGACAAAGUGUAUGGACGUCUAGUAUAUCGGCAACGGUUGCUUCCAAGUACCUGAAGGAUGGAGGUUUACUCACAUUGACUGGAGCUCAACCAGCGUUGCAAGGCACACCUGGCAUGAUUGGCUAUGGUAUGGCCAAAGCAGCCGUGCAUCAGUUAACUCGUUCAUUAGCUGGUAAAAACUCUGGACUACCCACUGAUUC
Messenger RNA from Rhagoletis pomonella (apple maggot), 622 nucleotides. It is a transcript of the gene Dhpr, whose product is annotated as dihydropteridine reductase. The record is from RefSeq and is a predicted model, not a curated record. Gene Ontology annotation, cellular component: cytoplasm. Gene Ontology annotation, molecular function: NADPH binding; 6,7-dihydropteridine reductase activity; NADH binding. Gene Ontology annotation, biological process: L-phenylalanine catabolic process; tetrahydrobiopterin biosynthetic process. Lineage: Eukaryota; Metazoa; Arthropoda; Insecta; Diptera; Tephritidae.